CUUCAAUCUCCAAGAUGACCAGUUUUGGCGUUUCAUGUAGUGUCUUGUCUUUAAGGCUUUAACUACUCCACGGCAACAACCAAAGCUGUGAAGUGUGCAACAGAACAACGGUGUGUUAUCAACAUUAUGGCUAUAGUGGAAGAACCCAUCCUUUCGAGAUUGGACCGUAUUGACUUCAUGGUGAGGAAGCUAGAGGAGAUGAAAGGAAGCUCGAGUCCAUCGACUCCAUCGAGUGGCCGGACUCAUACAUCUUCACUGGAUCUGUCUUCACCGAGGAGGAGCACAGGGAAAAAACAUCAGUGCCGUUCGAUGGAGCAAGUGAUGGAGGAGACUAAACGUAAAGGAACGUUUCUAGAGAGACUAAACAACGUGGAGGAGCAAGUUCUCAAGCUCUGUUCACACUACGAGGAAGAGUUUAAGGAGGAUAAGGAGAAGAAGACAAAGAAGAAGAAGAAAGGGUUGAGGAAGCUGGUUGAUAAAGUUGUUGGACCUUCUUCUCCCACUACUAAUCACUCCAAUAGCUGGCGCCGCUAGGCCAUUCUACUCUGUUUUCCACGUGUAUAAUAAUUCAACCAUGUGUGAAAAGCUUUUUCUUAUUUUUUUCUGUGAUGAACCCAGUAGAGUCUUGAGUUUUUGUCAAAAUUUGUUCUGAUACUUUCAGACACUUGUUUUAGUUGUUUUUUGGUAUGUUUUUAUUACACCUGAUUACACUGUUUCAUUACAA
This is a messenger RNA of Brassica rapa (field mustard), 724 nucleotides long. RefSeq lists its product as uncharacterized. Lineage: Eukaryota; Viridiplantae; Streptophyta; Magnoliopsida; Brassicales; Brassicaceae. The record is from RefSeq and is a predicted model, not a curated record.